Molecule: messenger RNA, 717 nt
Organism: Paramecium primaurelia
Lineage: Eukaryota; Ciliophora; Oligohymenophorea; Peniculida; Parameciidae
Source: the annotation of a GenBank genome assembly
AUGUAAUUUUCUAAGAACGAUGUGUUUUGGGGCAAAAUCUAAGGCUAUCCUUAUUGGCCAUGUACAAUAGCAUAUGAUAAACCAGAUAAAUAAAAAUGUAGAGUAUUUUUCUUUGGUGAAAAUGAACAGUUAAAUUUAAUUAUCAUUUUAGAGGUGAACUUAAAUAUUCAGAUCUUAAACCUUUUGAAGAGCAUUUUGAAUAAUAUUGUGGUUAAGCCAAAAAGAAUAAUAGUUUAAAAAUUGCUAUUGAAUAAGCAUUAAAUAAAGAAAGUCAUAAACAUCUCUUACCAACUUAUGAAAGUAUAAUAAAAAUACUAUCUAAAAAGAAAUCAUUAAAGGUACCAACCAUUCAAAAGUUCAAGAAUCAAAAUAAAAUAAAAACAAUAAUGAAGUUAAAAUGCAACCAUUAAAAUAAUCAUAACCAAAAAAAAUAGAAAUUUUCAUAUAAAAACAUUUUAAAGAUGUAAAAGGAGAUGUUAUUAACUAAAUUCUUGAGAAAUGCAAUAAUAAUCAAAAAAAAGUAGUGAAGGCUAUAAAAGUAAAGUUAAUUCUUUAAUAAAGGCUUAUUCUUCACUAUAAGCAGGAAUAAUAAAUAAGAUAUUUAAUUUUGAGACAUUUGAAAAUUAUUAUGAUUCCUCUAUCAACAUUACAAAGAAUGACAAUUACUCAAUAUUUACUGCAUUGCUUGAUCCGAAUGAAAUUAAAAUAUUUUUUUGA